AGUACACGCGGAGAACUGGGAAGACAGAAAGAACAAUCCGUUAAGGGAGAACCUAGAAGCCAUUCAACAAGGUUAAAAUCUUUAGGCUUCCGAGGAUUUGGUAGACAGAUCAGAGACACGUUUCCUACAACUGCGAAGAGGCGCUGAGGCAAUUCUGCAAGAAGAUUUUGGGGUUUUGGAAAAGAAGCUAUGGAAAACGGAGGGGCAGGCACUCUGCAGAUAAGGCAAGUCCUGCUUUUCUUUGUUUUGCUGGGAAUGUCUCAGGCGGGCUCUGAAACUGGGAACUUUUUGGUGAUGGAGGAAUUGCAGAGCGGGAGCUUUGUAGGAAAUUUGGCAAAGACCCUGGGACUCGAGGUGAGUGAGCUGUCUUCGCGGGGGGCUCGGGUGGUUUCUAAUGAUAACAAAGAGUGUUUGCAGCUGGACACAAACACUGGGGAUUUGCUCCUGAGCGAAAUGCUAGACAGGGAGGAGCUCUGUGGCUCCAAUGAGCCUUGUGUGCUGUAUUUCCAAGUGUUAAUGAAAAACCCCACGCAGUUUUUACAAAUUGAGCUCCAGGUCAGGGAUAUAAAUGAUCACUCUCCCGUCUUCUUGGAAAAAGAAAUGCUCUUAGAAAUCCCAGAGAACAGUCCUGUUGCUGCUGUGUUCUUGCUUGAAAGUGCAAAGGAUUUAGAUGUAGGAAUCAAUGCUGUAAAAAGCUACACAAUAAAUCCGAACUCUCAUUUCCACGUUAAAAUAAGAGUCAAUCCAGACAAUAGGAAAUACCCUGAGUUAGUUCUGGACAAGGCGCUGGAUUAUGAAGCGCUCCCGGAGCUCAGUUUCAUCCUCACUGCUCUGGAUGGCGGGUCCCCUCCCAGGUCUGGAACUGCCUUGGUCAGGGUGGUGGUUGUAGAUAUUAAUGACAACUCCCCUGAAUUUGAGCAGGCCUUUUAUGAGGUGAAGAUUCUGGAGAAUAGCAUCCUUGGCUCCCUGGUUGUGACCGUCUCAGCCUGGGAUUUAGACUCUGGAACAAACAGUGAACUAUCCUAUACCUUUUCCCAUGCCUCAGAAGAUAUUCGCAAGACAUUUGAAAUUAAUCAAAAGUCUGGAGACAUUACUUUAACAGCACCUUUGGAUUUUGAAGCAAUUGAGUCAUACUCAAUAAUCAUUCAAGCCACAGAUGGGGGAGGACUUUUUGGAAAAUCUACAGUCAGAAUUCAGGUGAUGGAUGUAAACGACAAUGCUCCUGAAAUCACUGUGUCAUCAAUUACCAGUCCAAUCCCAGAAAACACUCCAGAGACCGUGGUUAUGGUUUUCAGGAUACGAGACAGAGACUCUGGGGACAACGGAAAGAUGGUUUGUUCUAUCCCGGAAGACAUCCCAUUCGUGCUAAAAUCUUCGGUAAAUAAUUACUACACUUUGGAAACAGAGAGACCGCUGGACAGAGAGAGCAGAGCCGAGUACAACAUCACCAUCACCGUCACCGACUUGGGGACCCCCAGGCUAAAAACCGAGCACAACAUAACCCUGCUGAUCUCCGACGUCAAUGACAACGCCCCCGCCUUCACCCAAACUUCCUACACCCUGUUCCUCUGCGAGAACAACAGCCCCGCCCUGCACAUCGGCAGCAUCAGCGCCACAGACAGAGACUCAGGCACCAACGCCCAGGUCACCUACUCGCUGCUGCGGUCCCAGGACCCGCACCUGCCCCUCGCCUCCCUGGUCUCCAUCAACGCGGACAACGGCCACCUGUUCGCCCUCAGGUCGCUGGACUACGAGGCCCUGCAGGCUUUCGAGUUCCGCGUGGGCGCUUCAGACCACGGCUCCCCGGCGUUGAGCAGCGAGGCGCUGGUGCGCGUGCUGGUGCUGGACGCCAACGACAACUCGCCCUUCGUGCUGUACCCGCUGCAGAACGGCUCCGCGCCCUGCACCGAGCUGGUGCCCCGGGCGGCCGAGCCGGGCUACCUGGUGACCAAGGUGGUGGCGGUGGACGGCGACUCGGGCCAGAACGCCUGGCUGUCGUACCAGCUGCUCAAGGCCACGGAGCCCGGGCUGUUCGGCGUGUGGGCGCACAAUGGCGAGGUGCGCACCGCCAGGCUGCUGAGCGAGCGCGACGCGGCCAAGCACAGGCUGGUGGUGCUGGUCAAGGACAAUGGCGAGCCUCCGCGCUCGGCCACCGCCACGCUGCACGUGCUCCUGGUGGACGGCUUCUCCCAGCCCUACCUGCCUCUCCCUGAGGCGGCCCCGGCCCAGGCCCAGGCCGACUCGCUCACUGUCUACCUGGUGGUGGCGUUGGCCUCGGUGUCUUCGCUCUUCCUCUUCUCGGUGCUCCUGUUCGUGGCGGUGCGGCUGUGCAGGAGGAGCAGGGCGGCCCCGGUGGGUCGCUGCUCGGUGCCUGAGGGCCCCUUUCCAGGACAUCUGGUGGACGUGAGUGGCACCGGGACCCUGUCCCAGAGCUACCAGUAUGAGAUGUGUGUGACUGGAGGCUCCAGGUCAAAUGAGUUCAAGUUCCUGAAACCAAUUAUCCCCAACUUCCUACCCCAGAGUACAGGUAGUGAAGUCGAAGAAAAUCCCCCAUUUCAGAAUAAUUUGGGUUUCUGAUAAAGAAUGAAAAAUAAAUCCUGUGUUUAUGAAUACAUUUAUAAUUAGGAACUUAUCGUGAGGUGCCUGUAAAGUAGUAUUUUUGAUCACUUCAAAUACAUGCUCUUCAAGUCAAGAAAUAAAUUUCUUUACAUAGAAAAGGAUACAGAUUUAGUACCAAGAACACUUCACAAAGCAGGAAAUGUGCAUGUGUAAUGUUUUAUGUCAAACGAUUAUGCUUAAUAUAAAGUCUAUUAAGUGGUAAGUCUUGUUUGAGAUAUUUUUAAUUGCUUUCCAUUGUUUUCAAUAUUUACUGUGACUUUCGUUUUCUGAGUUGAUUAGAAUGCUGUUCGAGUAUACCUACCCUAGUUUCAGAACCACAGAUUGUAGUGUACCUUUUUAAACUUUAUUUUUUUAAAAAAAGUUGUUUUAUGAAUCAUACACUAUUUUCACACUUUUAAUCUCAGAAGAAACAUAUGUGACAUGGUAUUUUAGUAAUGACCAAAUAGACGGUCUUAGAGAUUCAGUAAGUUCACUAAGGUCCACUAACUAAUAAGUGACAAAACUGAGCAUCCAUCCUAGAUCUGCCUGACUCUGAGUCAGUGACUUUGCUCCCAUUCCAUACUGUUUUCGUCAUUGGAUAUCACCUGGCAAGUUUCUGCCUAACUAAAGAGAAGAAAAGUUUUUAUCGUAUUCAUACUACCGUUCAAUCUUUAUUUAGAAAUAAUCUUUAUCUAUUAUUUCAUUUUCUUAUAAACCAGUAAUCUUGCUUUUCUGGGUAAAUUUUCAGCUAUUAUUACUAAUGCUCUGAUCUGUCCAAAUCUUAAGUAAAAAACAAAAUUGAAAGAGCAA
Molecule: messenger RNA, 3408 nt
Organism: Pan troglodytes (chimpanzee)
Lineage: Eukaryota; Metazoa; Chordata; Mammalia; Primates; Hominidae
Gene: PCDHB12
Product: protocadherin beta 12
Biological process (GO): homophilic cell-cell adhesion
Cellular component (GO): plasma membrane
Molecular function (GO): calcium ion binding
Source: RefSeq, marked validated